AUGCCGGCUAACCUCGAGAUCCCCGAUGAUAUCCUGCAGGAUAUCAGGGACCAAGUGGUCCUGAUCACCGGUGGCUCCUCCGGCAUCGGCAGAGCAACAGCCCAGCUAUGUCUCAACCUGGGCGCCCACGUGCUAAUCGGCGACGUGAACCCGCCCAAGACAGAAUUCGAGCACAGCGAAAGACUCAAAUACAUCAAGGUCGACGUAACGACCUGGGAAAGCGUGCGGGCCAUGUUCAUCGAAGCAGAGCAGGUCUACAACCGCAUUGACCACGUCUUCGUCAACGCCGGCGUCGCCCCAACAACCAACUUCCUGGACGACACGCUCGACGAGUCCGGGCAGCUCGCCCCGCCCAACAUGCGGACCAUCGACGUGAACCUGGUCGGGAUGAUCUACACCGUGCGACUGGCAGCGCAUUACAUCAAGAAACUUGCAAGCCAGCGCCCCGCCGACCACAAGACGGGCAGCAGUAUCGUCGUGACGGCGUCCGCGUCCUCGUUCCAGAUCUUUAGUAUCGGCGACUACACCGUAAGCAAGCACGGGGUGGUGGGACUGCUGCGCGGGAUGGUCAGCCAGCUCGAGGGCGAGAUUCGGAUCAAUGCGGUGGCGCCGUCGUGGACGGAUUCUGCGAUGAUCCCCAAGCCAAUACUCGAGUCGCUGGGGGUGACGGCUCAGCCGGCUGAGGCUGUUGCUCGCAGUGUGUUGUUUUUGUUUGUUGAUCGCGCUCGGCAUGGCGAUGUUAUUUAUAGUUGGGAGGGCAAGUACCGCGAGGUUAACAACAGCGGGGAUGGGUUCCUUGCUCAUGCGGCGAGUAUUUUACCAAAUUCGAAGAAUGAGGAGGGGAUUGUUACGAAGAUAAGAGAGAUGGCGAGGAGUCAGGGGAAGUGA
Molecule: messenger RNA, 888 nt
Organism: Penicillium alfredii
Lineage: Eukaryota; Fungi; Ascomycota; Eurotiomycetes; Eurotiales; Aspergillaceae
Exons: 2
Coding region: 1-888 (295 amino acids)
Source: RefSeq, a predicted model, not a curated record